Molecule: messenger RNA, 2316 nt
Organism: Penicillium malachiteum
Lineage: Eukaryota; Fungi; Ascomycota; Eurotiomycetes; Eurotiales; Aspergillaceae
Product: LIM domain protein
Exons: 4
Coding region: 1-2316 (771 amino acids)
Source: RefSeq, a predicted model, not a curated record
AUGCAUAAACAUUCCAAGACUGUCCAUGGUGGCCAAAGUGACCAAGGGAAGGUCUCUCCUCCCGGUCCAAGCUACAUGUCUAGCGAUCAGAUCGCCAACUACCUGAAAGACCUCCGAACCAAUCGUCCAAACCGCCCUACAGGCUCUCGUCCUUACCCUGGUAGAGCGGCAACUGAUUCUACCUCUGAUUUAAAGGACGAGCUUCCCCCUCGUGCUUCUUCGGCAUUCUCAAUGUAUCGUUCAUCCGAGGACCUCGCCGAAGAUCAACCUCGUGAUCAACCUCGUGCUGGUAGCGCGUUGUCACAUCGUCGAACCACCUCCCAUGCUCCCCAGAGUGGCCCCGCUGGUCGUCCAUUAACACAAGAACCCCGCUCUGUUUCUGUCCGCAAAGCUGUUUUCCCAUCCCAGGUCUUCUCUCGUUCGGUCCCCAUCACUGCGUCGACAGCUCUCUCCUACCGAGAGAACGGCCAGCGACGCCACGAAAAAGAAGAGGCGCGUUCUUUGCGUGACGCACUGCAAGGAUUGGAUUUAGAUGACGACGACGCUCUGCACCAAGCAGCUCAAGACGAGGCUACUGAGCUGGUCUGGAUGCACCAGAACCCCGGAUUGGCCAACAAGAACCCCUUUGCGCCGUAUCGUAACCCGGAUUCCAACCGAGGCAGUGAAAGUCCCGUGCGAAAAGGGCCCCGAGUCUCCCUUCCAACAAAAUCGCCAUUCAAUUGGAUCGAGUCCAUCUUCGACCCGGAGGUUACAAACGGUAGAAGGUCGUCUAUUGCAGGAAAUGUGAGAAAGAACUUGAGGGUCAAUUUCGCCUUGCCAGAUGAUCCACCGGUCCUCACUCCCAAACCCCGCACUGUCAGUGGUGAUUCCUCCAAGGGUGUUUUCAAAAACCCAAAUGAUCACAUCUACGAAGAGCCCGCCAAUGUUAUUAAGGAGGAAACCGACAGUCGACAUGAAUUCUCGAGGUCCGACUCCUCGGCACUCCGAAACACACCCCGCAAUGCACUUCCUCGAGUCUCGAAGCCCCUCCCUUGGUUGCGAGAUCGAAACUCCAAUGGCUCUGUGCGGGACAAAAUUUCCAAGUUUGAUAUUCAUAAGAACCCGCCCACUCAGUCUCGGAACGCAGGCUAUACCAGAAACGAGCCGACACCUCCACCGGAGCCUGUUGAGAAAGAAGAAGUCCGUACCAAGAAUGGGAUUGAGAUCCGCGGUGAUGAUAUCCGAGCUGCUACGAGUAAGAGACUCAACGAUCGAAGUGAAAAUCUCCCCAGGCCCUCGGCGGUCAGUGAUCGUGUUGGGCGACCGAUUGUAAGCUUCGACCCGAAGUGGCGACCAGGAAGUCAGCCAAAACCUGAUCGCCAGGCCACUGUAGGCCGUGAUUCGCCAAGUUCCGCUCCUGCGCUUCCCAUCCCUACCUUUGAGGUCGCGCCUAGCAUUGAGGUCACUCCGAGCAUUGAGGUUACCCCGAGUAUCGAAGUAUCAGCACCGCCUUCGAUUCCCGUAAUCAAUGUCCCGGAUAUCAAGGAGCCUACUAUUUCCGAAAUGGCCUCUACGACCAAACAAGACAGCCGGACAACAAGGCAGACACCAUUGCGACGACAGCCUUCGGAACCACAGGACCGGUGGUCAACACCGUACACUCGAUCAGGUGUGCCAACUGCCCGCUGUGAAUCCUGCUCCUUGGGUAUUUCAGGGAAGAUUGUUACUGCUGGAGGCUGCCGCUUCCAUCCGGAAUGUUUCGUUUGCUUCCAUUGCCAGACGGCUCUGGAAUGCGUUGCCUUCUACGAGGAGCCCGCUGCCAGUCGCGAAGAACGCCUAGCAAGCUCACCAGAUGAAGACCGUCUGCCCCGGUUCUACUGUCACCUAGACUUCCACGAAUUGUUCAGUCCUCGCUGCAAGAGCUGUAAGACCCCGAUUGAGGGUGAGGUGGUUGUUGCCUGUGGUGCAGAAUGGCAUGUCGGCCACUUCUUCUGCGCUGAGUGUGGAGAUCCCUUCAACUCAACCACUCCAUUUGUGGAGAAAGAAGGCUUUGCUUGGUGUCUUGAUUGCCAUUCUCGUCGUACUGCAUCUCGCUGUAUGGGCUGCAAACAGCAUGUUCUCGACGAUGUCGUUGUUACUGCCAUUGGCGGACAGUGGCAUGAUCGCUGCUUCGUCUGCCAUGAAUGUGGCGAUGGAUUCGGACCUGAUGGCCGCUUCUUUGUUCGUGAGGGCGAGCCAAAGCGUACAGCUAAGGGUCGUAUCAUCGGUGGACCUGUACAGCUUGCUGUCUGUGAGAACUGUGAAGGUAUUCGUCUUAAAGCACCAGGGAUGUGCUAG